Phoenix dactylifera (date palm) is the source of this 3279-nucleotide messenger RNA. RefSeq lists its product as uncharacterized. The record is from RefSeq and is a predicted model, not a curated record. Gene Ontology annotation, cellular component: nucleus. NCBI's taxonomy places the organism in Eukaryota, Viridiplantae, Streptophyta, Magnoliopsida, Arecales, Arecaceae. Gene Ontology annotation, molecular function: ubiquitin protein ligase activity. Gene Ontology annotation, biological process: ubiquitin-dependent protein catabolic process.
AAUUCCGUCCGAAGCCCACUGGGAUACAAAUAGGGAAGCCCACGGGGAAACAGCCGCACGAAUCUCGACGCGCGAACUUGGAACUCCAAGUGGGCGACGAAGAGAGGAAGAGGGGAGAGGGAAGGCAGGCGUCUGGCUCAAAAGAUCUUUCAUCUGGGGCUCCGAAUCCCUCUUCUGGAGCCUGGGUGUCGAUCUGAUCGACCGAAGACAGCCGCCAAGAAGGUUUUGGGAAGCUGAGGAUAUCUGUAUUGUUUCUUUUCCAAUAUAUUCUGCAAUUCUGCCAUUUAUUCUAUAUGUUCCUCAAUUUCACUUAGUGGAAGGAAAAGGAGAUCCUGUAGGUGUACGGUGGAAGAUUAGGCUUUGAUUGAUGGGUAUUUAUUGCUAUUUGUACUAAUAUGGAUAAUAUGGACCCUGAUCUGGCUCUAGAAGUCCCUGAUACUCCUGAUAGAUUGAGGCAGCCGGUUGAUGAAUCUUCUGGCCCUCAUGUGGGGAGAGAAGUUGUUCAAAUAGAAGUCAGUCCAUCACCAUCCCACCGAAGGACGGAGCACCUGAGAAACACAUACAGUUGCCAUUGGAGGCAUCUCAAUCAAAACAAUAUGUGCGCUAGCAGUGCUACACCUGAUAAUACUGAUGUGCUCUUUCAACAAGCACAUUUAGCACGAUUGUUAUCUGAAACUAUGGAAAAUAAGAUGUCAUCAAAGUCCCAUGGCAAACCACAUGGGCAAAACGGGGCUUCCAAUGAGAGUGGGAAGAAGGUGGAAACAAUUGACUUGAGUCAAAGUAGCGCCUUUCCUCUUGUGCAUCCCACAAGAUGUAGGGAUCGGAGAAGGUCCGGGAGAGGCAUGUGCAGCAAAAAUGAGGUUAAUGGGGGUAGUAGGACCUGUGGAAGCACCGAAUUACUUGGUAUUGGAUCAUCUCUCCCUCCUAGAUCAGUUGGGAGACCGCGAAGCUGGCAUGGGAUUAAUAUCUGCAAGAAAGACAAGACAGUUGUGCCAGAUGAAGCUCAUUCUAGACCAAAGUUUAUAGAUAAGGGAAAAGGAGUAAAUCUAUGUAAUGAUUCACAACCAAAAUCUGAACAAGCACUAUUAAGUUCAUCGCAAUCUGAUUAUCCUAGAAAGCAUUCAGGGCAGCGAAGGUUGGUACGUAAUGGUUGCAUCUCUCCCUGUAAUAUAGCAAAAAGUAACAUCCAUUCUGGGGUUGACCAUCACAAUGGAAUGACUUCUAUUGAUGGUGGGCCUUGCUUUUCAUUUGCUGGAACCGGUGAUCAAGGUAAUGGAAAAGAAAUAGGAUGGUGUGAGGAUUCACAACCCAUAACUUGGCAGCGAAGUCUCAUAUGCAAUGGGUGCAUCUCUCCAAAUAACAAUGCAGAGGAUAAUAUUGUCAGCAAUGCAGAAGAGAAGGGUAAGAUGGUGCUUACACAACCCUCUAAUGGGAAAUCACAUCAAAUACACAAUGUCAAUCCCAAUUCUGGAGACAGCUCUGUUGAUAAUAAGAAAGGGAAAGCUAUAGUGGACGAUCAUUUGGUGAUUGGUGAGCACUAUGGUAAAGCUAAAUUUCGAUCAAGCAGGUUAUGUUCAAGAGCAGGGGAUGGUGUGACUGUCGUUGCGGAUACCAAUGGCAAUAGUGUUAGCCCCAGUGACCUAGGUUGGAGGACGACACGUAAACAUACAACUGGCAUUUAUAAGAGAGAUGAGGCCUGUGGUCGCCCUUAUGAUCAAAGCAUUGAAAUUGAAUCAAGAGAUGGAAAUCAGUUAAAUGUUGUGAUUGACAAUCCUGACACCACUGCUAUGCAUGGAUCUAAUCCAAGUGCAAUAUGGCCAUCUCCCAAGUCAGAUUCUCAAAGCAGAAGACAAAAGCCUAUAACAGGAAAAAGGAAAUAUAGCUCAGCUCGUCAUCAUCUUGGUCAAUCUUCCAGUUCUACUUUCGAUGACUCAGAAGUAUCAUAUCUUGGAUCAUCUUUUCAUCCCUCAGAUACAAGAUCAACGAGAGCUCGCAAUUCUCAGCACCAGGGUGUUCAAUUAGGACCAGUUAUAGAUGUUGAUGAGCUGCGUUCUCCAGAAGCAAUAUGCAGUGAUUCUCAAGAGCGGAGAGUUUCUGAUGACUCCAGUUUUAGGGCUAGACAGGUUGAAUCAGAUGAGUUAUUAGCUCGCCAGCUCCAGGAGCAGUUUUAUAAUGAGUCACUAGGUUUUGAAAACACAGAGGAGAUCGAUGCAAGCAUUGCAUUGUCACUGCUGCAGGAGGAGAAUGCUCCACGUGCUUCAACAGCAAGGCGGAAUCAAUAUAAUCCUCGAAACACGCAGACUGCACGUAUUCGUGGACGACUACCAUCUCGGAAUUCUUCUUCUCGAUCAACAAAUCGUGCUCGAGAUACAACGUCAACUAGAAUGACACAAUUGAUGAGGAACAUUGGCUGGCACAUGAUGGAUAUGGAUAUGAGGCUUAACUUCUUUGAAGAACUGGAAGCUGCAUUUGGUAAUGGUGUCGGGUCUGUGGACACAGCAAUUUCUAGCAUUCUCCAGGUUCAACGUGAUUUUAAUGAAAAUGACUAUGAGAUGCUAUUGGCUUUGGACAACAAUAAUCAUCAACAUUCUGGUGCUUCAGAUAACCAGAUUAACAACUUGCCACAAACAGUAAUUCAGACUGAUAACGUCGAAGAACCAUGUGCUGUCUGCCUUGAGAAGCCCUCUGUUGGGGAUACCAUCCGUCAUUUACCAUGCUUUCAUAAAUUCCACAAAGAAUGCAUUGACCCAUGGCUAAGAAGAAAGACAUCAUGCCCAGUAUGCAAGUCUGGUAUUACCUAAUUUUAUAUGGUCGAUUGGAAGCUUCAGGCAAUCAACUUCUCUGGUUGGUCAGCUCUAUUGUUUGUUCAUCAGGGGGUCUUCAGGUAAUCCUCCAUUCUUUUAUGGAGUAUUAACCACCAGAUGUUAUCAGAACAAUGUUGGGCCCUGCCAGUAGUCUUUUAUGCUGAUGCAUGAGCUGGUGAAAGUCAUCCUCGUGCUUUUUGACAUGCUUGUUGAGGGUUCUCAAAGCAUCCACCAAUAGAGACUUUUAUCUUAAGCAUGUAUUCCCUUUUUAUUUAUUAAAUUGCAGUUGCUGUUUUUUCGGUAACAAAAUUGCAGUUGACUUCAGCACCUCUCUAUGGUUAUAUUUUCUGAUGCCACCAGUGACACUGUUGAUUUGAUUGUUAAAUAACGAGGGCUGAUGAGGAAGUUUCCAAAUGAAAACAAAUGGUGUGGCCAUGUCACCAUUUGGUUAAUUCUGUUAAUUUUUUUUGUUUCA